AUGUCUUCACAUUAUAACACCGAACCUCCACCAACCGCCUCGGUGACACUCAACACAACCAUCGGCGCCCUGCACAUUUCCCUUUUCGCAAAACAGACACCCCUCGCCUGCAAAAACUUCAUCCAACACUGUCUCGAUGGCUACUACACAGGCACUGUCUUCCAUCGCAUUGUCCCCGGAUUCGUAAUCCAAGGCGGCGACCCGACGGGCACCGGUUCAGGCGGCUCAUCAAUCUACGAAGACCCGGAAUUCGAAUAUGACCCCGAAGCUCGCGACCCGAACGAGAAAGUAGUCUUUCGCGAUGAAAUACACAGUCGAUUACGAUUCAACCGGCGCGGUCUUGUGGGUAUGGCGAAAAGUGAGGAUGGAACGUACGGGAGUCAGUUUUUUAUUACCUUGGGAAACACAGAAAGAGAAAUGAAUGGGCAGUGUACGAUGUUUGGGCGGAUUGAGGGUGACAGUAUCUAUAAUGUGGUUAAGAUUGCGGAGGCAGAGUUGGUGGAGGGUACGGAUCGGCCGGUUUUUGCGGUGAAGAUUACGGGGKGUGAGGUUGGGGAAAUGGGUCAGUUUGAAGGGAAGUUGAAGAAGAGGGAAAAGGUUGCGAGGGUGACUGAAACGGAAAAGAGUGACGUGACGAUCAAGAAGAAAAAGAAGGCAAAGGGCGCGAAGACGUUGCUCAGUUUUGGAGGUGAGGAAGGAGAGGAUGGGGAGGAUGUGUCUGUCCUCAAGUCAAAAAAACCAAAAUUCAACACCAAACUCGUUUCAGCUGGGGAUUCACUGGAAAUGGAUCCGAAGACCCGUUCGAUAGAAAGAAGGAGUUCCGUCACGGAAGAGAAACAAGCGGCUAAACGACUUAAACCUUCUACGGAUAUCCCAAGCACAAACAACCACGUACAAAAGUCACGACCUAAAACUCCAGAUCCGUAUGCGCAAAUCCCAGUGAAAGAUCCAGAAGAACCAGAAAGAUCGCCAUCUCCAACUCCGCCUCCAGCUGCCAGACAGUCAAUACUGGAAAGAACGAAUGCGCAGAUUGCGUCUCUCAAGGCGUCGAUGCGACGGGAUAUAGUGGCGCCUACAGAAACAGGCAGGGAGAAGUCGGCACUGGAGGCCAUGAUACCGGAAACUUCUAUCAGAGGCCGCAAACGACCGGCGCCUGGUAGCGCAGCUAUGAAGAGUGCAGGCAGAAAUGGCCAAGGCUUUGGUUCGGGAGCUGAAGCUGACGCAUUAAAGCUAUUCAACGCAUUCAAAGCGAAGCUCGAAAAUUCAGAUGUACAGAGUGGCCCGGGCAAGAAACAGAAAGACGAACCCAAAAAGACAUUACAAAACACCAAAUCCGAGGAGGAGGAGGAUGAAGAGGGGCAACUAUGCGAUCUACACUUUAUUGCAAACUGUCAGUCCUGUCAAAAUUGGAACGAGAACGCCGAAGGGUCCAAUGCAGAACAGGAUCAAGACGAAGACUCGACAGAUUGGCUGUCGCAUCGAUUGCAGUUUGGAAAGGACACUUUUGGAAAAGAUUUGAAAUGGAAGAAGGAGCAUCGAGAGGAUGUGGACUCUCUCAUGGUUAUUGAUCCCCGUGAAAAGGAGAAAGAAUAUGUCCAUCGAGGCGGCAAGAGUAGGAAGACGGGAAGAGACAGGGAGAGGGAGCAUAAAAGAGAGAGGGCGGGCGAAAGAGAAUGGGAUCGACGAUAA
Molecule: messenger RNA, 1689 nt
Organism: Talaromyces amestolkiae
Lineage: Eukaryota; Fungi; Ascomycota; Eurotiomycetes; Eurotiales; Trichocomaceae
Exons: 1
Coding region: 1-1689 (562 amino acids)
Biological process (GO): protein peptidyl-prolyl isomerization; protein folding
Cellular component (GO): catalytic step 2 spliceosome
Molecular function (GO): peptidyl-prolyl cis-trans isomerase activity
Source: RefSeq, a predicted model, not a curated record